CUGCUGUCCAGCCGGUCGCUGCUGCCCGCCGCGCACCAUGCAAAUUCAACGGCCGCCGGCAGGGGGGCGUUCGGCUCCACCAUGACGACCGGCAACAAAUUCCUCAACUACUCCGGGGACCUCAUGCUGGGGGCGCUCGUGCCCGUCCACCGCAAGGGGCAGCUGGGGACGGACUGCGGGGUCAUCCAGCUCCAGGACGGCGUGCAGACGCUGGAGGCCAUGCUGUACACCGUGGGGAUGGUCAACAGGGACCCCCACCUCCUGCCGGGCAUCAAGCUGGGCCUGCUGGCGUACGACUCGUGCAACAACCCGACCCACGCGCUGGAGCAGUCGCUGGACUUCGUCAAAGGCUUCAUCUCGCACCUCAACGUGUUCCACGAGGACCCCGACUUCACGUGCCCGUCGGGCAGCCCCGCCGUGUUCAGGGGCGGCGCGGACCAGGUGGUGGCCAUCAUCGGGGGGCUGUCCAGUGCCGUCACCAUCCAGCUGGCCACGCUGAUGCACAUGUUCAAGGUGCCCCAGGUGUCCUACAUGUCCACGUCGCCGGCCCUGUCGGACCGCAUGACGUACCCGUACUUCUUCCGCACCGUGCCCAGCGACCUCCACCAGGCGCACGCCAUGCUGGGGCUGCUCAGGCGGCUGGGCUGGACGUACGUGAGCAUGGUGUACACGGACACGGAGUACGGCCGCCACGGCUGGGAGCUGCUCAGCAACCUGGCGGCCAACUACUCGGUGUGCAUCGCCUCGCCCGCGCACCGCCUCGACAAGGAGUACUUCACGGACGACGAGGCCGCCGGCGUGGUGCUCAACCUCAACGCCACCGAGGCCAAGAUCGUGGUCGUGUUCUCGGAGAGCUUCCACUCGUCCGUCAUCACGCUGCUGCGCAAGGCGCGCGACAUGCACGUGCUGGAGAAGUUCACGCUCGUCUUCUCCGACUUGUGGCCCGACAAGUUCAUCGAGCGUCCGGACGAGACGUGGCAGCCCAAGCUGCUGGAGGGGUCCAUCUGCGUGCACCCGGUGUCACGCACCAUCAACGGCUUCGACGAGUACUUCCGCGCGCUCAAGCUGGACCACGAGCGCGUGAACCCCUGGUGGCGAGAGCUGUGGCAGGACUUCUUCGGCUGCCGCGACGAGGACAACCCGAAGGGACACUGCAACGACCCCCGCGCCACCGUCGCCAGCCUCAACGACAUCCGCGGCUCGCGGGAGGACCUGCAGCAGGCGCGCUACCUGCACUUUGUCCGCGACGCCAUCUGGGCCGUGGCGCAGGCGCUGACGGACCUGCACCGCGACCGGUGCCACGGCGAGCCGGGGCUGUGCCCCGCCAUGCGCCACAUCCAGGGCAGCACCCUCAGGGACUACCUCAAGAGGGUCAAGUUCAAUGACGUCAACAAUCAGCCCUUCACCUUCCAGAACGGGCGUGACGGCCCGCCGCGCUACUCCGUGCUCAACUACCACCACGACGACGACGCCGCCGAGCCCGGGAAGUACCUCUGGCACCCCGUCGGCGACUACACGAUGAGCCAGGACGAGUCGGGGCCUGCGCUGCACGUCAACAGCAGCAAGAUCCGCAGCCGCGGGGACGCGCCGCUGCAGUCCUCCACCUGCACGCCGGUCUGCGAGGCGGGCCACAUCAGGACGCGGGUCCGCGACGCGUGCUGCUGGCGCUGCCGGCGGUGCGGCGAGUUCCAGGUGCGCCACAACGACUGGACGUGCGAGGACUGCCUGCCCGGCCACCGCCCCACCGCCAACCACCAGGAGUGCGUCAAGGUGCCCGAGGAGCACAUCGGGUACAGCCACCCCUGGGCCAUCGCCGCCAUGGCCGUGGCCAGCUUCGGCCUGGUGGCCACGGUGCUGGUGUCCAUGGUGUUCUGGACGCACCGCGACACGCCCGUCAUCAAGGCGGCGGGGCGCGAGCUGUCGGCGCUCCUGCUGGUGGCGGAGCUCGCCUCCUUCCUGGUCACCUUCGUGAUGGUGGCGCCGCCCUCCAGCACCACGUGCGGGCUGACCCGCUUCUCGCUGGGCUUCUGCUUCACCAUGUCGUACGCCGCCGUGCUCACCAAGACCAACCGCAUCGCCAGGAUCUUCAACCAGUGCCCCGGCGCCGGUCCUAAGAAAGCCCGGUACACGUCGCCGGGCUCGCAGCUGGUCAUCACGGCGCUGCUCACGUCGGUGGAGGCCCUGAUCAACCUGGCGUGGCUGGCGUACGAGCCGGCCGACGUGCGGGACCACUUCCCCAGCAGGGACGUGCGGCAGCGGAUCUGCGCCGGGCUGGACGACACCUCCUACCUGGUGGGGCUCGCCUACCCACUAGUACUCAUCGGACUGUGCGUGGUGUACGCCGUGAAGACGCGCAAGUGUCCCGGAGGCUUCAACGAGACGAGGCACAUCGCCUUCACCACGUACACCGUCACCAUCAUCUGGCUGGCCUUCGUGCCGCUGUACCUGGCCUCCACGUCCACGGCCAUCCGCACCGUCACGCUCGCCAUGUCCCUGUCGCUGAGCGGGCUGGUGCAGCUGAGCUGCCUGUUCUGCCCCAAGGUGUACAUCGUGAUGCUCAAGCCGGAGAAGAACACGAAGGAGGUCGUGAUGAUGAGCACGUGCCACCGCACUCAUGGCUCGACGGGCACCCUGCCCGCGCACCACCUCACCACCAACCCGCUCAUGAAAGCGCGGCACGAGGCUCGCAGUCCGUGCGCGUCGGAGCUGGGCUCCGACAUGUCGCGGGCCAUCACGGCCUCCCUGGCCGACCACGACGAGGAGUCGUCGUGUCACGGACACUAGACUAGACACUGGUGCCGCAGACCGCGAGCCGUGUCAAAGACAACGCUCCGUCCUGAGCGAGCGUCAACGCCACCCUAGUCACUACCCCACCCCGCCACUGCAGGAUAGACUCAAUUUUGUUAAACCAAGUGAGACUGCCGUUGAAGAGGAGUACUAAGUGAGUGUUUCCUGCACCUGCUUCGCAAUGUCUGCAGUGAAGGUACGGCACUUAAUCCCUAAAAGAAACAACUACUAUACUUAGAUCAGUAACUUUGUGAUCUCAACUGUUAUUUCAGAGGUAAGGAUAAGCAUUUUAAUAAUAUAUUGUAUGUCUGGACAGAGGAAUGCUGGCUUUUGUUGGUGCAAAUGUUCUUUUUUUUUUUUUUGAGUUGUGAGUUUUGAUAAAAGAGUUGUUAUUGCAUUUGCCAAAGAAAAAUAUAGAGCUUUGCUAAAGGAUAAUAAUGUAAACUGCCUGCAUUUCCAAAAAUUUACUUAUUAUGCUCCCCUAUUGAUUGAUGUGUAUGAAUUUUUAUUUGCCUAGUCAGUAAAAAUAAGAGAUUAAGAUUGUUUUAUUAUUAUUAUUAUUUAUUGGAUGCACAA
Thrips palmi is the source of this 3363-nucleotide messenger RNA. RefSeq names its product metabotropic glutamate receptor 6-like. NCBI's taxonomy places the organism in Eukaryota, Metazoa, Arthropoda, Insecta, Thysanoptera, Thripidae. The record is from RefSeq and is a predicted model, not a curated record. Gene Ontology annotation, cellular component: membrane. Gene Ontology annotation, biological process: G protein-coupled glutamate receptor signaling pathway; regulation of synaptic transmission, glutamatergic. The transcript has 16 exons. Gene Ontology annotation, molecular function: group II metabotropic glutamate receptor activity. The coding region runs from base 82 to 2784 and encodes 900 amino acids.